AGAGAGAGUCGUUUCUGGCAGUAGAAUCCUGAGCCACUCGAUAAAACUCCUGCUUCUGGCAGCCUGCGUCCGAGGGAGAGCGAGGAAGGGAAGGGGAGAUAGAGAGUAUGCAGAGAGAGAGAGAGAGACAGUGAGAGAGAGAGAGAGAGAGAGAGAGAGAGAGUGAGCGAGAGGACGAGUGUGUGUGCGUGAGCGUGUGUGUGUAUGUGUGUGUGUAUGAGCAUCCACAGGGUUCUCUCGCGGAGGCAGAGGCAGAGGCUGCAUCUCUUUCUCAGACACAGGCUGUCGUCACGGGCGACGGGAGGUGUCUCUUGCACGGCGUCGCCGUAGCGACAGGAGGCGGCAGCAUCAGCACCAGCAGAAACAGCCAGCCGUGCUGUCGCUGCAGCAACGCAGAGCUUCCUCGAAAGGCUGAAGAGGGAGAGAGAGAGAGAGAGAGAGAGAGAGAGAGAGAGAGAGAGAGAGAGAGAGAGAGAUCCAAGAGGUUCGCUCCCUUGCUUUCCACUCUUCCUCUUUUUUUCCUCUUUCUCCUCUUUCUCAUUUCCUGGCAGCUUCAUCCUCCUGUCCACUGAGGGACGGCACUUGAUGAACCCAGCAGGGACUGGUCUGGGGUGGAGUGGACAGUGAGUAGCCAAAAGGCUGAGGGGUAGGUGCCAUGUGAGAAGCCCCGGUGUAGCCUGUGGCAGCCGGCAGCAACAGCAACAGCAGCAGUAGAAAGUGUGGGCUCUCCUGUCAUUCUCCCCGCAGGAACGGGCAUGGAAUUUACCUCCUCUGGCCACUUCUGAAAAGGAAAGUCGCACCUCCCUAGCAUUUCUGGCUGGGGAAUGAUAUCCUAGCAGACCGGAUUUUGUACGCUUUCAAAGGAAAUUGAAUUUGAAGUCGGUCUCUGGGCAACCGUUUACUGUAUUUUUUCCAAAGAAUCUGGAGAGCCGCGGUUCCAUUGCCAUGAGGAGAGGCACAACGGGAGGUUUUGGAUCAAGGACGUGCCAGUCACCCUGAAGAGCAGAGUGGGACUACACUUUACGCUUGUGCAAAAAAGUCUUCAUCACGCUCUUCCUCAGAGAACUUAUAUCGUUAACACACAUUCAAAGAACUGGAGAACUGGAGAUGUGUGCAGGGCACUUGGAAUAUCUCGUCUUCUUGGAAUCAGUUGCCUUUUUCCACCAAUUGUCCCAAAAGAUAGAUUAACAAAGCUGGAUUUUGUCCAUUCUGUCCAUUUCAAAGCAAAAUCUUUUCAGGAGAAUAGAGCCUGUCCUUCUUUGGUCUGGAUUUUGUGUGGGUGUUCAAAGCGUACCACCACAUGCGAUGACAAUCGUAGUGCCUCUUCCUUUUCAGUAGUCUCCUACAGCUGAAUAUGAUCUUCUGGUGCACCUACACAUGCAAUAGGCGAAAAGUAUUACACAGUCCACAGCAAGUAAUUUUAGCUCAGAUGUACCCCUAAAGGCACAAAGUCACAAAGACAUCAUGUAAUGACCCUCGAGACAUGUACCGGUCCAUUACCCUUGAUUAUUCUUAGUUUCUCCGUUCCUGGAUCCACCACCUUUUUUGGUUUUCUUGGAUUUAAGCUCUUCGAUGAUUCCCACACCUUCCCUUGCGCUCACUUCUUAUUCCAGACGUCCCACAGUGACCUGCGGGAGGAGGCUUGCUCCCAGGCCCCACCAGCUCUCCUGGCUGCCCGGGUGUUUUUAAGAUGUUGAAGCCUGCCCGAGCGGCCCGAGCCCGAGAUCGGAUCAGUAGCACUGCGGCUCCCCCCGGUGGCCCCAGACAUGGACCGCGGCUCGGCCUGUCCCCGCCCUCAGCCCUCCGCUCGCUGGCCCCUGCUCAGCCUGUGAAGGAUGUCCAAGAGCGGAGCUCCUGCCCGGGAACCCUCUGAGACCCCCAGCCAGAGAGAGCGUAUCCGCAGCCACAUGAAGAUGGUGAUCGAGCAGCUGGAAGGCAUUCUCAAAGAGCUAAAAGAUGUGGCCAAAGAGCUGCGGGAGGUGGUGGGUCAGAUUGACAAGCUCACAUCAGACUUUGACUUCGACCUGGAGCCAGAUGACUGGACGGUGGCAACGGCAAGCAGCACAUCCAGCAGUGAGCGCGGCCUUGGUGAAGCAUUCCGACUCGAUUUUCUCAGUCAGGAUGUGUUGUCAGAUAGUUGGGACUUCUGCAGUUACCUGGAGGCCUCUAGCGCAACUGGGCAGAAAGCACCCAGGGACGAGGAAUUGGAGGAAGAUACGGGGAGGUCAGCCUCAACCACACCCACUCCGGCCACAGCAAGCGUUUACUCCCAGAUGAAUGGGGGUUUACCUAUCCCGAACGGACCUUUGAUCGUCACCCCAGAUUCAUCAAGUGAAGAGGCCUCCAGCUCCACUCACAGCCAGAAAACAUCCCGAACCUCCGGGACCAGAGAACGGGUGCGUUUCAGCGACAAAAUCCUCUACCACGCCCUGUGCUGUGAUGAUGAUGAAGACGAAGCAGAGGAGAGGGUGGAUGAGGAUGAUAAAGUGGACUGUGGCACACCGGACACGGACAGUGAACCAAGCCCACUGGCCUGCUCACCCGUCCCUCCACUCUCUUCCUCUGAACACUCACAGACUCUUCACAAUUUCCGGGAAACUUCUUCCGCGGGACCCUCGCCCGUCAAGAUGGCAGUGCUUGGACCCCACACAUUGCCGCGCAAGGGCCUCCUUAACCCUGGCUGCAGGAAAAAACUGCUCCGCAAUAGUAGUACGCAGACGGUGUCAGAUAAGAGCACUCAGACAGUACUGCCCUAUGUCCCCAGCAAACAGAAAACCAAGGACCACUGAGGGGAUACUCAAACCUAACUACAAGAAAACAGAAAAGAAAAAGAAAACAGAGAAUAUUAAGAUGACUGUCUACUAUUUAAUAUUAAAUACAUAGAUACUAGAUUACAACACAAAUUAAUAAAUGAAUUACUAAAUAAAUAAAUUAUAUAUGGGAAAAUAUAAUUUGUCAGAUUUCCUAACGUCAUUUUACAGCUCAGGGAUUAAAUGCAAGAGAACUAUAUCUCCAAGUUGUGAGAGGUGUGGCAAAAUUGCAAGUUUUUUUUUGUGCAAAUCUAAAUGAGAGCACUAAGAUGUGGUUUAAGAUUUAAUUGAUUCAACAUUUUCAUUUAAUGACAUUCAUAUGUAAAGUUCCAUUACUGCUAUGCCUGCUAUGCGUAUGUCUAGAUUGGAGUUCUGCUUAUAGUGCAUAACUCACUACAGUCCCCAUUCUUCAGUAUUCCAGUGUUUAUACCUGUAGCCUAAUGCAGUCUGUAUUCCACACAUAUUACAUCCUUCGCAAAAUGACCAAAAGAAAACAUACCAUCAUAAGAGUGCAUAUACACAACAGCGAAAGGUAAAAAAGUGAGCUAUAUUGACUGUUUUACUUGCUCUUGAUUUUUAUAAACCAUUCCAGCGAUGCAUCCCUUCAUCUGGUGCUUCAUCUUGGGCAGAGGGAGGGGGGAUGGUGGCUAGAUUGAAAAAAGAAAGAAAGGGGAAAAAAAAGCAUAAUUUCGGGUGCCUGCUCUCCACUUUGACAUUUACUGCCCCCACACCCCCCACCCCCCCUCUCUGUGGAGUAGGGCAAGGUUGUUGGGGGUUACAACUCGAAUCUUGGAGCACAAAGCCGAGAUGCAAAAGGUUAUGUCUCUCCAUUCUCAGGCCCAGUGGGGACUCGUGGACUGAAUAGUGCUGUGUUUUAUUCACAGGGAUGAUGCCAAUAGCGCUUGAUCAAUACUGCUGGUUCAUGGCCCAGCGAGGGGGCUUCCGCUCUGUUCACUCGACCCCCUGCUCAGAGGCCCUUUAACAAAACCCACCUUGUGCUUGGUAUUUAAUCUAUGGGGUAGAAAAGAUGGAGAAAAAAAUAAAGAUCCUGACCUGAGGUUGGGGAGGUAGGGAGUGAGGAAAAAAAAGUAAAAAAGAAAAGAAAGAAGGAGAAUGGAGUGUAAAUGAAGGGCAAAGUAGUCCAGUAAAAGGAGCAUAUGAAGACAGAUUGGUCUUAAUUACCCAUCCUUGAACGUGAUUAUUUACUUCCCAAUCACCUCCUGGUGAAUCAUAUCCCAGGGGCAGGAGCAAGGCUACUGCAGUAGAUUCUGCACCAUGAUCUACACCCAUCAAAUUUUAAGGCAUUUUCAGGCAGUAUCAGCCUCAGUAGAGGCAUUUGCUGAGAGGUAGGUUUCAGCAGAGAUGGAGACUCAAAAAAGUCAAUAGAAUUUGGAUGUUUUCCCAUCAAGUCAUGGCAAAAUAUUAGAUUAGUUAUUAUUGCUAUACUAUGAAUUUAUAAUAUUGUAAUUGCAUAUUUAAUUUUGCAAAAUGACUAUAUUUCACACCACAAAAACUUAAAAUUUUAAAAGACAAUAAAAUGUCUAUGCUACUACUCAAAACCAAAUGUGAUACGAAUUGAAAGACUGAAAUUAUAUUAAAUACACUUGUUUCAAAGAAGUUCAGGGAAAAAAUCAUAUAGAAUUACACUACUUGUGAUAACUGUGACUUCUAAGGGUUUGAUAGUAUAUGUGAACAGCUUAUUGUGGCUUUCCAAUGAAAUCCACGCAGCUUGUAUUUUUUAACAUGUACAGUCUAAAAGUUGGAGGACAAUGGUCAAAUCACUUGUUUUGUAAGGGAAAGUAAGUUAACACACUCUCCCAUUUUAAUGCUCAUUUACUGAUUAUUUGCUGAACUUAACAUACCAGGAAAAAAUAAAAUGCAUCCUGUGCAAA
This is a messenger RNA of Pygocentrus nattereri (red-bellied piranha), 4702 nucleotides long. It is a transcript of the gene insyn1, whose product is annotated as inhibitory synaptic factor 1. Lineage: Eukaryota; Metazoa; Chordata; Actinopteri; Characiformes; Serrasalmidae. The record is from RefSeq and is a predicted model, not a curated record. Bases 1836 to 2789 code for a protein of 317 amino acids. Gene Ontology annotation, cellular component: postsynaptic density. Gene Ontology annotation, biological process: inhibitory postsynaptic potential. The transcript is spliced from 4 exons.